AUGGAUAGUCUAACUGCUUGGUGUUGCAAAUUGCUGACGUCACCUCAACUGAAGGCAUGGCUAAAGCAACAGUUGUUGAUUCCCCUACUUGAGUAUGAGACAAGACUUAAAAAACUAGAAGUUGUUGUUCAGAAUCUGAAGAAAGGUAAAGAAGUACUUCAAUACAAAGUUGAUGAGGAAGAAAACCGAUAUGGGAGAGGGAUUCCCGAUGAAGUUAAAAAAUGGAUUGACGUAGUGGAUAAAAUAAUUUCUGAAUACGAUCAUUUUCUUGGGGAGGAAGAACAUCAUAAACUUGCAGUGUUUGACUUGCUUGCAAGUGGUGGUUACCUUCCUCACCCGGGGAUAAGGUAUCGUCGAAGCAGAACAGCAUAUAAUAUUACAAAGAAGGUUAAUGCACUUCAACAAACAGCAAAGGAAGAUACACUUUCUUAUUGGCUUCGCCCACCCUCCUUGGCUGCCUUUUUUUCUAACGUUGGUUAUGAGAGCUUUCAAUCGAGAGAUGAAACUGUGAAGAAGAUUAAGGCAGCAUUGGAAGAUUCAAAUGUUAAAAUGAUAGGACUUCAUGGGUUUAGUGGUGUGGGCAAAACCACUUUAGUCAAAGAAGUUGCUAAGGGAGCCUUGGAUGAGAAGAAGUUCAAUGUAGUGACCAUGGCAAAUGUAACCAGAAAUCCUGACAUAAGAAAAAUUCAAGGGCAAAUUGCUGAUAUGUUGGGGAUCACAUUGGAUGAGGAAAGUGAUAUUGCAAGAGCUACUCGAAUUCAAAUGAGAUUAAAGGACGAGAAGGACAGCGUGCUUAUAAUCUUAGAUGAUCUUUGGGCAAAAUUGGACUUCAAUAUGCUCGGGAUUCCAUCUGGUGAUGAUGAUGUCCAGACAGAUGUCGAAGAAAAAAAAUCCCCUGAGGAGAAGAAAACUGAAGAUGCUUCCAGAAAGAAGGAAACAGAAGAUGCUUUAAGUAUGAUUGAAACCAAAGAAACCACCGGUGCUCACAAUGGGACGGAAGCAAAAGAAACACUUAGUCAUUAUAAAGGGUGCAAAGUUUUGCUGAUUUCUGAAACAAAACAAGUGUUAUUAAGUCAUAUGGAAGGGAAGGAAGACUUUAUUUUCUCUUUGGAAGUCUUAAAGGAUAAGGAAGCAGAGAUGCUGUUCAAGAAUAAAUCUGGAGUAGGAGAUACACAAUCUGAAUUUGAAAAGUUAGCUGCUCAAAUUGCCAAAAAGUGUGACGGGUUGCCAAUGCAUAUAGUUACAACUGCAAGGGCAUUAAAAAAUCAGAGUCGCUCGGCAUGGGAGGAUGCUAACCGAAAGCUUGAAUGUCAAAAGUUAACUGGAGUGCCUGAGUUUGCUACAAAGUUGAGCUAUACUCUUUUAGAAAAUGAAGAGCUCAAGUAUACUUUCUUACUUUGUGCUCACAUGGGUCAUGAUGCAUUAGUUAUGGACUUGGUGAAAUACUGCAUUGGUUUGGGUUUUCUUCAAGGAAUUUCCAAAGUAAAGGAAGCUAAAGAUAGAGUAUAUGCAAUGGUUGAAAAGCUAAAAGAGGCUGGUUUGUUGUCUAACGGUUAUUCAAAUGAUCAUUUUACCAUGCAAGCUAUUGUUCGCAGUGCGGCUUUGUCAAUAGCAUCCAACGAGAACAAACAUGUGUUUAAAAUGACAAAUGGAGAAGUUGAUGAAUGGCCAGAUGAGGAUAAACUUAAAAGGUACAAUGUAAUUUCCUUACAGCAUUGUCAUAUCAUUGAAGGGUUUCCUCUUUUAAUAAAAUGCCCCAGACUUAGAGUCUUCCAUGUUAACAAUAAUGAUCCAAGUCUGAAAAUAUCAGAUAACUUUUUCAAAGGAAUGAAAGAACUUAAAGUGUUGAUAUUGACUGGCUUUAACCUAUCACCCUUUCCUUCGUCAAUCAAAUGCCUAACCAAACUCAGAAUGCUUUGUUUGGAGCAUUGUGUGCUACGUGAGGGAUUAUCCAUAAUAGGCCAAUUGAAAAAGUUAAGAAUUCUUAGUCUUUCCGGAUCAGACAUUGAAAAAUUGCCUCCUCAUUUGAAUGAGUUAACAAAGCUACAAAUUUUUGACAUAAGUGAUUGCUUAAAACUUCAAGAAAUUCCUUCCAAUGUAAUAAGCAGUUUUAUUAGUUUGGAAGAGUUGUAUAUGAGAAACACCUUGGUUCAAUGGAAUAUGGAAGGAGGGUCAGAUCAAAGUAAAAAAGCUAGUCUUUCUGAGCUGAGCCAUCUGAAUCAGUUGACAACUCUAGAUAUACAAAUCCCAAAUAUUGACCAUUUGCCAAACAACUUGUUCUUUGACAAGUUAUAUAGUUACAAGAUUGUUAUUGGAGAUUUGAAGGCAUACUUAGAGACAGAUUUCAAGAUGCCAGAGAAGUAUGAAAUAUCGAGAUUUUUGGCAGUUCAGUUAAAAAAUUGCCUUGACAUCCAUUCUCAAAUGGGCAUCAAAAUGUUGUUCAAAAGAGUUGAAAUUUUGUUGCUGGAAGAUCUCAAAGGUGUAGAAGAUAUCUUUUAUAGGUUGAAUUUGAAAGGAUUUCCAUACUUAAAACAUUUAUCCAUUGUAAGAAAUUCUGAAAUUCAAUCUCUAAUCAACCCAAAAGACAGUCAACAUCCUGUGAAGGCUUUUCCUAAAUUGGAGUCAUUGUAUCUCUAUAAUCUCGAUAAAAUGGGUGAACUAUGCUCCUGUAAUCUUUCAGCACCCUCAUUUGGUAAACUGAAAGUCAUGAAGAUCAAUAUGUGUGACAAAUUGGAGAAUGUUUUCUUACUUUCGGUGGUUAAACUUCUAACUCUUCUUGAAACAAUUGAAGUUUCUGAAUGCAAAUCUUUGAAAGAGAUUGUCCAAGCUGAAACGCCAAGCAACCCUAAUGAAGUUGAGUAUCCCAAGUUUCCAGAAUUGCGCUCUUUGACAUUGCAAUCUUUAUCUAAAUUUAUUGGAUUCUAUACCACUUCAUCAACCGGAGGAGAUACCAAAAAAAUACUACUCCAUGAAAAGGUUGAGGUUUUCAAAUUAGAGAGAAUGGAGUUGUCAUCCAUUCAAAUUGACUUAAUAUGGAGUGUCCAACCUCCACUAAGUUCAAAUUUUCAAAAUUUGAUACACUUGGAUGUGAAUGACUGUUCGAAUUUAGAAUGUUUAUUAUCACUUUCAAUGGCCAAAAAUCUGGGGAAUCUUCAAAGCCUUUUCAUUAGUGAAUGUGAGAAGAUGGAACAUAUCUUUCUUGAAGAGCAAGAUUCCGAUGAUAAAAUGGAGGGCAAUAUCUUUCCAAAUUUGAAGAAUAUCAAAUUGAGUAGCAUGAAGAGUUUGAGAAAGAUAUGGGCGAAACUCCCUUUAUAUUCCUUUGGCAAACUGGAUACUCUAAUCAUUGAGGAGUGUGAUAAAUUAGACAAAGUUUUUCCUUGUUACAUGGAGGGAGUAUUUCGGAGUCUAUGCAACUUGAGGAUUACUAAUUGCAAAUCAAUGGAAGCAAUAUUUGACCUAGAUAAUGGAAAACAAGACGCUGGGGACAUAACCAACUUGCAAGACAUUCAUUUAGAAGCACUCCCAAAAUUGAAGCAUGUGUGGAAAUGGAGCAAUGGCCAGAAAGGGCUUCUCAAAUUGAACAAUCUGCGAAACAUAUGGGUUCAAGAUUGUGUCAGCUUAGAAAAUAUAUUUCCAAUUUCUAUAGCCAAUUGCCUUUACAAUCUUGAAUACCUUUUGGUGUGGGAUUGCUCUCAAUUGAGGGAAAUGGUUGCUCAGGGAGAAGUUACCAACAACAACACAAGCAAUCCUAAUCCAUCAUUUGAGUUUCUGAAAUUAACCACCAUCAAAUUUUUGAACCUUCCCAAACUCAAGAGUUUCUAUCCGGGAAAUUGUGAAUUAAGAUUCCCAGUAUUGAAUGACUUGUCUAUUGAACAUUGUGACAAGCUGGAACCAUUCCCAAAAAAAACUGCAGAUGCACAAAGCAAGUCAAUCCUCUUUCCUGAAGAGGUAAUCAAUAAGUUGAAGUUCAUGAGAAUUGAGUUGUGGCAUGCAAAUUCGUCAAGCAGCUACAUGGGGGAGGAAAACUACCGAAGAGACAACUUAGAAGAGCUUCACUUAUCUAGAUUAUGGAAUACCAAAAUUCUAUAUUUUUUCCUUCAUAGGAAUCCUAAUCUGGAAAGCCUAACAUUGAGUGAUUCCUCCUUUAAAGAAGUAGUGCCUCAUGUAAAUCCUCCUGAAAUUAAAAACUUGGGGGUCGUUCCAGAGCUGAAAAGCUUGAAGUUAAUAGAUUUACCUGAGCUUGAGAAUAUAGGUUUUGAACGGCACAUAGUUCUACAAAGGAUAGAGUUCUUGAGUUUAAACAAAUGUCCUCGUUUGGCCACUAUUGUGCCUCCCUCGGUAUCUCUCACUCAUUUGACAAGUCUGGAAGUGGUUAACUGUAAACUAUUAAAAUAUUUGAUGCCAUCAACGACUGCAAAAAGCCUUGGACAACUCAAAACCCUGAAGGUAGUCAAAUGUGAAUCUCUGAAGGAAGUUGUAGGAAAUGAAACAGAAAAUGCAGACAAAGUUGUCAUUGUUUUCAGACAAUUGAAAGCUCUAGAACUAAUAUCAUUGGGGAGCUUCGAAAGUUUCUGCAACUCUAAAAGUUACAUCUUCGAGUUCCCAGCAAUGGAGAAAUUAGUAGUGAGUGCAUGCCCUAAAAUGGAAAAAUUCUCUCAAGAAGUCAAGGACCCACCAAUUUUACGAAAAGUAUAUGUUGUGCAUGAAGGAGAGAAGAAGAGAUCUUACUGGCGUGGUAACUUAAAUGCUACGAUACAGAAAAUAUUCAAGGAAAAGAGUUUUUUUGAAGGCAUGGGCGAGAUUAGUCUUUCAGAACAUCCUGAUCUACAAGAAGCCUGGGGUGAUAAAAAUGCUCUGCAAAACAGUUGGUUUUACAGUUUGAAAACUUUGAAGCUGUUCAAAUGUAAAAUUCAACCAUGUGCAAUUCCAUCUCAUGUUCUUCCUUAUUUAAAUAACUUACAAGAAUUGGAAGUAUCUGAGUGCAGCUGGGUAAAUGUAAUUUUUCAUAUGAACAGCACUGAGGUUAUGGGAAAGUUGAAGAAAUUGAGUUUGCAAAAUCUUAGGGGGCUGACGCAUGUGUGGGAAAACUAUCAUGAAGGAAUGUUCAGCUUUCAAAAUCUGCAAGAAGUUUUUGUAAACUCUUGUCACAAUCUGAAAACUCUGUUUCCUGAGGCCCUGGCCGAAAAUCUUAAGAAGCUCGAGAAGCUUGAAAUAAAAUCUUGUUAUAAUUUGCAAGAAAUUGUUGAAAAGGAAGAAGACGCAACAGCAGCUCAAGUGACAAAAGAAUUUGUGUUCCCUCGUUUAACCUCACUGGUUCUUUAUGAUUUGUCCAAGCUCACUAACUUUUACCCUAAAGCAUUCACUCUGGAAUGCCCCGAGUUAAAUAGUUUUAUUGUGUACUAUUGUAAUAAUUUGGAGGUAUUUCAUAGCGGGAAAGAAGCACAUCCCAACAAUGAAGUUAGUAGUACUUCAUCAAUUAAGAGACAUUCCCUAUUCUCGGAUCCAAAGGUUAUUCCCAAUCUCGAGGAAUUGAGGCUGGAAGGGAAACAGAUUUCCAUGUUAAGGUUGAACUUAGAACAAUCUAAGAAAGAACUCAAACGUUUAAAGCAACUCUUCCUGCUUUCUAGUUACUAUGGGGAUCGGGUGCCGUUCGAAAUACUUGAGAUGACACCCAAUUUAGAAACAAUGUUUAUAGCCACUUGCUGUGUGUCGGAAAUUGGUCAACACAAGAUGCCUGAACACUUGAAAACGUUGUUUUUGCAUGGAGUGUGGGGGCUCAUGUCCAUCGGGUCAGAAGACUUACCAUGGUUAAACACACUUUGUGAGAAGCUCCACAAAUUAUGUCUUUACAGGUGUCGUGGUUUGACAACAUUACUACGCUCUGUGAGAAGCUCCACAGUAUCUUUCUCUGAUCUAAAAGAAUUGAUUGUGGAGGAAUGUGAUGGAUUGAAGUAUUUAUUGACAUCCUCAGCAGCAAAAAAGUUAAGGCACCUUGAGGAGAUCAGAGUCAGUCGCUGUAAAUGGAUCAAAGAAAUAGUGGCAAAAGAGGAAGAUGAAAUAACUUCAGAAGAUAUCAAAUUUGAGCAGCUGGACAAGAUAGUUCUCAAAGAUUUAUCAAGACUCGAAUGUUUUUAUUCAGGCAAUGUCACUUUGCAGUUACCGUCUCUGAUACAAGUGGACAUAAAGGAUUGCCCCAAGAUGGAAAAAUUUUCCCAAGGAUUGAUACAUGCAAAAUCUUUUAGAGGAAUUCUCUUUUCCUCCCACUCAAAUUCUGAUUUGGUAUUCCAAGAUGAUCUUAACACCUCAAUAAAUCAGUAUACUCAGUUAGUUUUACGUCCCGAGAAGUAUCCAACAUUGGAAAAGGUAUGGCUUCAGAGAGAGACAGCCACAAAACUGGCAAUAUUGAAGUACAUGUCUGAAUCUACCACUGCCAAAAUAUUGCCUAAUCUAAAAAGGAUGGAGGUAGGUGACUGUAAUUCAAUGAAAGAAAUAGUGGCUAAAGAGGGAGAUGAGAUAAUAUUUAAGAAGCUUGAGAUCUUGAUUUUUGAAUCAUUGCCAAGAAUUGGAAGCUUUGAAUUGGGGAGAUGCACUUUGAAUUUCCCAUGCUUGGAAGAAGUGUCAUUCAUCAAUUGCCAUGGCAUGAAAUAUUUGUUCACUUCCUCAACUGCCAAAACCAUCAAAAGAUUUCCUAAUCUGAAGGAGAUACGAGUAUUUGACUGUGAGUCCUUGGAAGAAAUAGUGGCAAAAGAGGGAGAUGAAUCAGAUGAAUAUGAGAUAAUAUUUGAGAAGCUUGAGAAUUUGACUCUAGAGUCAUUGCCAAAACUUCGAAGCUUUGACUUGGAGAGAUCCACUUUGAAUUUCCCAUGCUUGAAAAAAGUUUCAUUCAUCGAUUGCCACGGCAUGAAACACUUGUUCACUUCCUCAGCUACCAAAAGCAUCAAAAGAUUUCCUAAUCUGGAGGAGAUAUCUGUACGCAGCUGUGAGUCCUUGGAAGAAAUAGUGGCAAAAGUGGGAGACAAAGCAGAUGAAUAUGAGAUAAUAUUUGAGAAGCUUGAGAUUUUCACUCUAGUGUCAUUGCCAAGACUUGGAAGCUUAGACACGGGGAGUUCCACUUUAAAUUUUCCAUGUUUGAAAGAAAUGAAGUUCAGCAGAUGCCACAGCAUGAAAUACUUGUUCACAUACUCAACUGCCAAAAGAUUGCCUAAUUUGAAGGAGAUAUGCGUAAGUGAAUGUGAGUCAAUAAAAGAAAUAGUGGCUAAAGAGGGAGAUGAAUCAGAAGAAGACCAGACCAUACUCCAAUGGCUUGAGAUUUUGCGUUUAUCCUGGUUGUGGAAACUUGAAAGCUUUUACUCGGGGAGUUCCACUUUGAAUUUUCCAUGUUUGAAAAAAUUGGUGUUUUUCAAUUGCCACAACCUGAAAAUUUUUCGUUAUGCUGACAUAGUACCAAAAGAAUUGGAGGUGAUAAGAGACUAUGUCCGUUGGGAAGGUGAUAUAAAUGAUGUGAUCAAGCAACAGUUGAGGAAGGAGGUAGCUUGA
Gastrolobium bilobum is the source of this 7536-nucleotide messenger RNA. RefSeq lists its product as uncharacterized. The record is from RefSeq and is a predicted model, not a curated record. The coding region runs from base 1 to 7536 and encodes 2511 amino acids. Gene Ontology annotation, molecular function: protein binding; ADP binding. Lineage: Eukaryota; Viridiplantae; Streptophyta; Magnoliopsida; Fabales; Fabaceae. The transcript is spliced from 8 exons.